Molecule: messenger RNA, 1552 nt
Organism: Ixodes scapularis (black-legged tick)
Lineage: Eukaryota; Metazoa; Arthropoda; Arachnida; Ixodida; Ixodidae
Exons: 2
Coding region: 100-1320 (406 amino acids)
Biological process (GO): G protein-coupled adenosine receptor signaling pathway; adenylate cyclase-activating G protein-coupled receptor signaling pathway
Cellular component (GO): membrane
Molecular function (GO): G protein-coupled receptor activity
Source: RefSeq, a predicted model, not a curated record
GCCGCUGCCGCUUCUCUCGUGGUCGGCCGCAGUCCAGGCUGGUCCCCGCGUGAAGAUAAAGCGGCGCACUGGCAACGUUCCCUCGCAAACGUGACCUUGAUGGGCGCUUCUGCUACUGCCUCACUAUUCCUGGAGCUGCUGAAAAGAGUUCCGCAGCAGCAGUUGCACCAGCAGGGCAGCAGCUUGCCUUCAGUCGCCUACGCGGCGUCGGACUUGCCGCCCUCCCGAGAAGCCAACGCUACGCGCAGUGCCAACGACGAGCCUUCCUUGUCAUGGAUGCCCUACCAGAACAACGCUCUCGUGAGUCUGGUCCUCUACGGGGUUUUCUCCGUCCUCGGCACGACGCUGAACAUCUUCCAGAUCUCGUCGCUCUUCAUCCAAGAGAACCUCCGGCGCAAGGGCAACGUCCUCGUGGCCAAUCUGGCGAUCGCGAACCUUCUGGUCACAUCCGUCGGCUUUCCCAUCACCAUAGUGGCCAUCCUGGCCGGUUGCCAGGGAAGCAUGAUUACCUGCCACUGGCAGUGGUACCCAGCCCUGCUGGGCUUCUACGCCAGCGUCUUCACCUUCCUGUUCAUCGCGGGCGAAAACUACGUGCGAAGCUGCCGCCAGGAGAGCGACGUCUACUCGUCCGUAUGCGGCGCCAAACUAGUCGCGUUCCUCGUGUUCGCCGCGUGGACCAUAGCCAUUGCCAUGGUGCUCGUGGUCACGCUGGUCACGGGCGGUCUGGACGUGUGCGAGAGAGACAUGCGCGAGAGCAAAAUGUUCGUGGCACUCUCCGUGCCGUGCGUACUCACCGCCGCCGUGUUCGUCAAGGCGAUGCACGAACAGCGAGACUACACGUACAACCUCGAGCUGCGAAACUGCCUGGCCACUCGCGAGGAGAUCCUGCAGCGCAGCCUCCUUCGUACCAACGCCAUCGCGUAUUCGCUGUUUCUGCUCCUGUGGCUCCCGUUCCUGCUGACGGUCACCAUAAGCCCCUCGGUGCACACGUCGGGUCUCGGGGCUUCCGCGCUCGAGACUCUGUUUUUCGCCGCUCAGUGUUUUAGCUGCUUCUGUGGCUGCGUGUACGCCUUCACGCACGACGCUUUCCGUCAGGGGUUCCUCUACCUGGUCCACUACUUCUGCUGUAAGAGUCACCCGGAGUUCAGCAAGCCUCCCAUCGGCGACGAGAAGGGAGCCCCCGCGAUUCGCGUGCGCGUGGGCAUGGACUCGCGGGCGGGAGAGCGCAGGCAUCGCUACGGCAGGGCUGCCACCAUGGGGCUGCUCAGUUUUGCGGGCGGGGACACCUGUAGGACUCGUGUGGAAGAAGACUUUCUAUGAACGCCGGUGACUGUGAGGCACUCAGCGGUGACCGCGGAACUGGAAGGCUUUCGCGUGGUGCGUGCACAACGAAGUUGGAAGAAUACAAGAAAGGCGCCUGGCAUUUCGGACACUUUUCGAAAUGUGCCACACUAUAGUUGCUUGUCCAGGACCUUAGCUAUUUUUUUUAUUAUAUAUAUCCUUUCUGUGUGUGUGGAUAACUCCUUGGGGUCGUUCCACAUCUCCGCGGUGU